Hibiscus syriacus is the source of this 659-nucleotide messenger RNA. Its product is annotated as dirigent protein 4-like. NCBI's taxonomy places the organism in Eukaryota, Viridiplantae, Streptophyta, Magnoliopsida, Malvales, Malvaceae. The transcript has a single exon. Bases 72 to 629 code for a protein of 185 amino acids. The record is from RefSeq and is a predicted model, not a curated record.
ACACCAUACGAGGGUUCUUUUAAAUUAACCAAAAAAGUUCCAAUUCCCUUGAGAUUCUGAGCAGAAAAGCAAUGGAAAGAAGAUUGAUUUUGAUUUUGGCUCUCUGCAGAGCCAUACCUUGCCAGGGUUACUACUCUCAGAGCAAGCCAUAUGUUCCACCGAGAGAGAAGGUCACCAAACUCCACUUCUUUUUUCAUGAUACAAUUAGUGGUAAAAACCCUACUGCUAUCUUGGUCGCUCGUCCUAACUUCGCCGCUGUCUUCAAGAACACACCAAUACCUUUCGGCAGUGUUUUCGCCACCGAUGAUCCCAUCACCCUCGGUCCUAACUUAACCUCAGGGGUCAUUGGGAAUGCUCAAGGCAUCUGGGCUUCCACCGGCCAAGAUGUGUUGACUUUAGUGGUUUACUGGGAUGUAGGGUUCACUCAAGGUAAAUUCAACGGUAGCUCUAUCACCAUGUUCUCGAGGAAUCCUAUAGCGCAGAUGGAACGUGAAGUUGCUGUGGUAGGCGGAAGAGGAAAAUUCAGGAUGGCGAAAGGAUUCGCACAGCUUAAAACUUACUUCGCAGAUUUCACCACCGGCGAUGCCAUCGUGGAGUGCAAUGUUACCGUCAUAUAUCACAGAGUUUAGAUUUUUGUGAGCUCUGUUUUGUAUGCUUAU